UCGGCUGCUCGCGAAGGAUUCAAUCUUCGUUGUCAAGCGAAGAUUUGAUUCUUUUUUACUGCUUCGAAAGCUUCACUGAACACACCAUUAUCAAAAUGCUACUGCUAAUUUUACAGAUAUACCCAAAAGAGAAGUUUGGUCUUCAUUCACGUGAUGAUUUUAUGUAAAUAUGAGAUUGCUAAACAAAGUUAUGGCAAGUGUAUUGACGCACGGCGGUCCGAAGGGGACAACAGCAAGUUCCACUGCCGAAAAAACGACUCAAUCGACGGCAGCUGGCAGUGGGCGUCCACGCGGUGGUGGCACAUCUGGUAAAACUUCUGCCAAAGUUAGGAUAAAUGCGGCAAUAAAAGACAAGGCUACAAAAGGGAGACUUGACGUUCCAUUCGAUGCUCGUCCGAAAUCAACAACAGCAAGUCUUCCUGGGAGAAACUCAUCCCAAACAAGAAAUCUCACCACAUCAAGCAGCGCUGGUAACGUGAACACAAAGCGCAAUGUACGCCAACACCGAGUCAAUGUGCGACCUGAAACAGGACUGAGCCAAGCUUUUGAAAAGUUGACUGUUAAAGAUAAGAGAAACUCAUCUAGUGCACAGUUUCAACGUCGAAGCUCAUCAGCAGCAGGGAGUGCCAGCCAUGUCUGUAAGAGCCUUGAUGAUGUCGCACGAUGGAUUCUUAUGAAGAAAUGCCAGAAUAUUGUCGUCAUGGCUGGAGCAGGAAUAAGCACACCUAGUGGGAUUCCUGAUUUCAGAUCACCAGGUUCUGGUCUCUAUGACAACCUACAACAAUAUAACAUCCCAUUUCCUGAAGCCAUCUUUGAUAUCGAUUUCUUCCAUCGUGACCCUCGACCUUUCUUCACUCUUGCCAAAGAGCUGUAUCCUGGGACCUACAGACCAAACUACGUCCAUUAUUUUGUGCGGAUGCUUCACGAUAAAGGAUUGUUACUGAGAAUGUAUACUCAGAAUAUUGAUGGCCUAGAGAGAAUGGCUGGUAUUUCUUCUGCUAAGUUGGUUGAAGCUCAUGGAACAUUUGCUUCAUCGACCUGUACAAGAUGCGAUCAGAAGUAUGACGGGGAGGAAACAAAGGUUGAGAUAAUGAGUGACAAGAUUCCUAGAUGUAAACAAAGAAGCUGUACGGGUAAAGUCAAACCUGACAUCGUUUUCUUCGGAGAGGAUCUUCCGAAGAGGUUCUUCUAUUACUUAAAGGAUUUUGCUCAGUGUGACUUGGUUAUUGUCAUGGGAACGUCACUAGAGGUACAACCCUUCGCUGGUAUAAUAAACUCAGCCCGGGGUUACAUCCCAAGGUUACUUAUCAAUAGGGAAGCUGUGGGCCCGUUCGCUAGACCACGUUCAAGCCGCUUCAAUGACGUCACAGUAACUGGUGAUUUAGUGGACUGUGUUCAGAGGUUUGCUCGGAUCUUGGGAUGGAAGACAGCUCUUCAAGAGUUGAUUGAGGGACAUCAGAUAAGACUAGAUGAGGAAUAUGGUCCCCGGAAGCUUCCAGAAACCCCGCCCCCAAAUCGUUCCGAUUCCAUUAAUGGAGGUGAAAGUAAGUCGACCAAUGACAAGCCGUCGACAGGAGCAAGCAGUACCAACAAUGCAAGAGGAGGUUUCCGUGGUUACAAAGCAAACAGUUGCCAGUCGUUAGACGCUAUGAAGGGAAGUCCUGCGAAGACAAACUUGCCCGAUGGAAGCAAACCAAGAAACUUUCACACAGUGUCAGAAACAACUUCCCCUCUGAACCCACUUGGAAAAAUCCACCCCUCGCCACGAGUGGAACGAUCCAGUAAAAAGAGCGUAACUUUUCCAAAACUAAAUAACAAUAUCCCAAGUAAAGGAAGAGGUAAAUCGUGGCGUAGUGAGUCAUCCGACAGUAGUGAUUCGUCAGAAAGUAGUUCAAACACUGACUCAAGCGAUAGUUAACAUGAGGUAUAUAUGUUUCUUGAUUUGGUAUCAGACUUCAAUAUCGUCACGGAAAGUUGCGGUUCUGUUGAUACCCAUGGUGUGAAGAGGAACUGCUGUGCAACUUUUUGAAUUAAGAACUUGUCUUUGAAAAGUAAAUUGUGCAUGUGUGUGAACAUUGUUUUCGAAGCAUCAGUUCAUGUGGAGGUCUUGCACUCCAAAGCAUUGACAUGCUUAAAAUUAGGUUCCAACUGCUCUAUGCCCAAUUGCAUAAAGCUGUUAAGUAGAUAGUUCUGCUUAGCAAAUAUGUUUGCUAAGCAAGAAUUGAGUGGGGUAGGUACCAGUCGCAGCAAAAUGUAAACUAUGAUGUUUUGGCUGGUUACUUAUCACUGCUAAGCAAUUUAUUUAUGUGCUUAGCAAGUUUGUAUGCUUACUACUCGCUUUAUGAAGUUUGGGUUUGCUUUAUGAAGAUGUUGGUAAAAAAAAACACUUGUAACACUUCCAGAUCAAGAAAAACAAUUAUGUGUAAAAUAAAAUAAAAAUAUUUGUAAAUAUUGAAAUUAAAAUAAUUCUUCAGUAUUAAGUCAGGUUAACGACUUAUUUAUUUCAAUAUUUUGGCUCGUUCUAUAAUUAAUAUUUAAAAAUAAUGUGUGUAUUGUAUGGUCAGUGCUUUCUUUCAUAGAUUUAGUCAAUGAAAAGGAACUUUAAAAGAUUCAUUAGAGCUUGCAAUAAUCAAUUUACAAACUAAUCCCUAACACUACGAAAAUUACAUUUUUGUAUUAUUUAUCUUGAAAAAGCUGUGUUUGAAAAUAAACAAGUUGUGUUCAAAAAGUUCUCCUAACUUGAGGUGUGUGAAAUAAAUUUAUACAUUAAAAAUGGCC
This is a messenger RNA of Asterias rubens (European starfish), 2778 nucleotides long. RefSeq names its product NAD-dependent protein deacetylase sirtuin-3, mitochondrial-like. The transcript is spliced from 9 exons. Gene Ontology annotation, molecular function: NAD+ binding. The record is from RefSeq and is a predicted model, not a curated record. NCBI's taxonomy places the organism in Eukaryota, Metazoa, Echinodermata, Asteroidea, Forcipulatida, Asteriidae. The coding region runs from base 170 to 1918 and encodes 582 amino acids.